GAGGGGGGCUCCCCGCUCUCGCCUCUUUACCGGCGGAGCCGCUCCGCGCCGCAUCCCCCCGGCUGCAGCAGCCGCCCCCGGGCCGGGGCCGCGCCGGGCUGAGGGAAGCGGGGCUCAGCCCCAGCCGCCGCGGGGCGCAGGAAGGGGCCGAGCCGCCAGAGGUCCUCGGCGGCUCCCGGGGGUCGGCGGCGGGAGAAGCGCGCUGCUGCUGCUGCUGUUGCUGCUGCUGCUGCUAUCGCUGUCGCCUUCCCUCCCUCGCCGCAAUGGGCCUCCGGGAGCUGGUGCUGUGGCUGCUGGCGGCGGCGGGGCUGGUGCGCGAGUCCCUGCAAGGAGAGUUCCAAAGGAAGCUUUAUAAGGAGCUGCUGAAAAAUUACAACCCUCUGGAACGACCGGUCGCGAACGAUUCCCAGCCUCUCACUGUGUAUUUCACUCUCAGCCUCAUGCAGAUCAUGGAUGUGGAUGAAAAGAAUCAGGUAUUAACAACAAACAUCUGGCUACAAAUGUACUGGACAGAUCAUUACUUACAGUGGAAUGUGUCUGAAUACCCUGGAGUGAACAACGUCCGUUUUCCUGAUGGACUGAUUUGGAAGCCAGAUAUUCUUCUCUAUAACAGUGCUGAUGAAAGAUUUGAUGCUACAUUUCACACUAAUAUUUUAGUCAAUUCUUCAGGACAUUGCCAAUAUCUGCCACCAGGCAUAUUUAAGAGCUCAUGCUACAUAGACGUGCGCUGGUUUCCAUUUGAUGUUCAGAUGUGUAAACUGAAGUUUGGGUCCUGGACAUAUGGAGGCUGGUCCUUAGACUUACAAAUGCAAGAAGCAGAUAUAUCUGGCUAUAUUUCAAAUGGAGAGUGGGAUUUAGUAGGAGUUCCUGGGAAGAGAUCUGAGAGUUUUUAUGAAUGUUGUAAGGAACCUUACCCAGAUGUGACAUUCACAGUAACUAUGAGACGCAGGACUCUCUAUUAUGGACUCAAUCUUCUUAUUCCCUGUGUACUGAUAUCGGCACUUGCCCUAUUAGUUUUUCUGCUUCCAGCAGACUCAGGAGAAAAGAUCUCACUAGGUAUAACAGUUUUAUUGUCUCUCACUGUCUUCAUGUUACUUGUGGCUGAAAUUAUGCCAGCAACAUCUGAUUCUGUGCCCUUAAUCGCUCAGUAUUUUGCCAGCACUAUGAUUAUUGUUGGCCUCUCUGUUGUUGUCACUGUUAUUGUUCUACAAUACCAUCAUCAUGAUCCAGAUGGGGGAAAAAUGCCUAAAUGGACAAGAAUCAUCCUUCUGAACUGGUGUGCUUGGUUUCUGAGGAUGAAGAGACCAGGGGAAGAUAAAGUGCGUCCUGCCUGUCAACACAAACAGCGUCGAUGUAGCCUAUCGAGUGUGGAGAUGAACACUGUGAGUGGACAGCAGACCAGUAAUGGGAAUAUGCUGUACAUUGGCUUUAGGGGGCUGGAUGCCAUGCACUGCACACCUACCACUGAUUCAGGGGUGAUCUGCGGGAGGAUGACCUGUUCACCAACAGAAGAAGAAAACCUUCUGCACAGCGGCCACCCCUCUGAAGGCGACCCAGAUUUGGCUAAGAUCUUGGAAGAGGUCAGGUACAUUGCAAACAGAUUUAGAGACCAGGAUGAAGAAGAAGCCGUUUGCAAUGAAUGGAAGUUUGCCGCCUCUGUAGUGGAUCGGCUCUGCUUGAUGGCUUUUUCAGUCUUCACAAUCAUUUGUACAAUUGGUAUUUUGAUGUCAGCACCAAACUUCGUAGAGGCUGUCUCUAAAGAUUUUGCUUAACUAUUAACUAUGAUUUGAUUCUCUGAAGUAUGAUAUGUAGCAAAUAAGAGUGUAUUUUUUGUUUGAUUGCUUGUUUUUAAUAAGUAUGCUGCUUCUCAUUGUCCGGUUUCUUUUGCCCCCUCCGGCAUCCCUUUCUGGUCCAGAGUUCCUGAAUGAAGAGUGGCACCAUUUCAGAAGGGCUCUGUGCCACCUCCUCUGAGCACACUUGAGCACUCUCAAGUGGGUGCAAGUCCCUUGAGAAUGACAGGGUAUUGCACCAGCAUCUUUUAGGCAUCUUGAACCAGCCAUUAUAAAAUUAUGGGUAGGCAAUGCCAGAAAUGUAAUUUCUUCCAGAUUUUUUUUUUUUUUUUUUUUUUUAAGACAGAAGUUAGUUCAUCUUAGCUACUUGAAUAAGUGAUGGGAAGCAUUAAGUUUAGGAAAGGAUUACACGCAGAUAAAUAGAAGCUCAAACAGCAGAGAAAAAAGGGACAAAAAUACCUUGCUUUUCAAUUACUGGUUCCUACUGAGUUGAGGUAUGGAGCUCUUUUGCUCACAACCAGUCAGACCCACAACUCCCUCAAUGCAUUCUACAUAGAGCACAAGUGAGGAUUCUGAAUUUGCCUGGGACACUGGAAACUUGAAAGUUAAGAUGAAACAGCACAUAUCUUGUCCUUCUAUGUAUUUCUGGACUUGACAUAGAAGUUUGGCCAGAAUUCUUAAAACAGGCUUCACAGUAAUUGUUGUGGUGUUUACUACAAUUUCCUUCUCCUAAGAAAGACAUUCUUUCAACCGAUAACUUCUGUCAGUCUUUAUUCUGUCAGUCUUUAGCCUUAAUGACGAUAUAAAGAAAAUGAAAGAUUAUGGUGACUUCACUUUCACCUGUUCAUCAAAGAAAAAUCCACACACUUGUUUCUUUACUGUUAACUGCAUUCCAACGUGGAAAAAGUAACUGCCUAGUACAGGCUCAAGCAUAAAUUACAAGUCUAAAGCAAAAAAAAAAAAGCUAUUAAAUCCUGAGAUCAAGGUUUUAAUUUCAAAAUUAAAUGUUUGAUCUGUUGUUUGCUUAGCCUUUUAUAGACCUUUUUCUGUUGAGUCACCAUAACAUGUCCUAACAUAGAAACUGUAUCCUUUCUGCUCAGUUUAUUAUCCAAGGAGCACUAAUGAAUAAUAAAACCUUUGGGGGUUCAAUACAAACUAUAAGCUGUACAUAUAUAUAUAAUAAACUGCAUAUAUGUCCCUGGAAAAAUUAAGACUUAAAUACAAAUUCUUUUAAGUCUAGACAGGCAUUUUCAAAGGCAAAACGAAUAGUUCAUCACUUUAUUUAUAUACUAUUUCUGAUUCUGAAAUUCAGAUCAUGAUCAAAUUCAGAUCAAAUCAAAUCAUGAUUUAUUUUCACAUGACUUCAGUGUAUCAAUGACUAGUGCUGACAUGAGAAUACAAAGACCUGAAAUUCUGUGCUUGCAAAAUAGCUAAGAAUUAGUCUUGUAACCAAUAGCAGUAUUCCUGACCAGUGCUAUAAGUGGUAAAAGAUGUGGUGAAGGAUUAAUUUAGCACUGACUGCUUGCUUGAUCCUGCAGAAACCCAACUUUUUGGUCGAGGUAACAGACACACAAAUAGAGGCCUGUUGUAGUACCAUGUUUUUACUGUUUGAUAAUCUUGAGGCCUCAGUUUAUCUCCCAAAAUGGAUUAAAGUAGCCACUUAAAUGCUUGCUCUCCCCUAGAUAUCAAUUUAUUUUCCAGAGGCUGCUCCCCUGAAUGCAGAAGAAUCAAAUUUCAUGUCAACCAAGCCUAGAGUCACCACAGGUACAGUCCAUCACUUGAGUUAACCAGGUGACAGGGCAGGAUAAGUAAAAGGAAGCAGGUUAUUUCACACAGUUUGUGAGUUCUUUCUUCCUGAAGUUUCAUUCAGGAUCUCACACUAUAAAGACCUGAGUAAAAAACUGAAGUCCUUCUUGAAAUCUUGUCUUGAAACCUUGUCUCUGAGAGUUAUCUGUGAAGAAUUUAUUUUUUUCAGGAACAAUUAUUAAGAAUUAGCCUUGCAAUAAUUCCUGCAAGUAUUCUGUAGCCUGUAGAUUGCAUUUGCAUAAGAAACCGAGUCCAAAAUCUGAAAAUGUGAGUUUUGUUCAUUUUGUGACUAACAUAGUGUGGCACAUGCUGCUCUUCUGAGUAGCAUUUCUAGAAUAGUCUUCUUGAUUCAAAUGUUGGUUAGCAUCAAUAUUUUUCCUUCUGUAAGUAUCCCUAAAUAGCUACACAGAAUAACCCAUUGAGUCUGUAAAGUUCUGGGGUCCUCUUGGAUAAGAAUGUUAAAAAGAAAAAAAAGAUUUUGGGGGAUUAUCUUGUACAAUGGGAUGCAACUACUGCCAUCAUGUACUACAUGACACAUGUUGCUUCAUUAGCAAUAACAUACACGCCUGUGCUUAAAAGCUGGAGACUGGUAGCUGGUGUUUAGUGAAGUCCUGCUGAAGUUUGUAACACUGGGAUGAUACUGUCAGCAAACACCACGUGUUAGACAAAUUAGUUGUAAGGCUCCAGCAUCAUGCCUACACUACUGCCUUUAAUAGCAGCAGGAUUAAUGAAGGGGGAAAGUGAAUUCUCAUUUUUCUGCUGUCAACACAAUCUGUAAACAUUUGGUAAUAACAUGGUUAUAAAUCUUAAACACAACAGUGACAGUCUCAGUUACAUUAUUUUGCAUCUUUGAGUUAAGUUUUUGUGUAAUUGAGCUGAGCAAAAUUGGUAUGUUUCUCGUCAAAUUGUAUGCGUCAAAUAUUUGUGUAUGCACUGAACGAUAUUUUGAUCUAAAUGCUGGGAAAAUAUUUACAAUUCUGGACAUAGAGAUGGGAAUUAAAUAUGGUAUACAGUGUGUCUAUACAAUAUGAUAGACUGCAUAUUGAUAGCAAGUAUCUGUUAUGAUUUAUGAGUCCAGAAAAUAGGGUGGGCAAGUGGUUCACCACAACUAAGCUAUGACUUGUCUGACAAAUUGAAAGUUCGCUCUAGAGCUCAGCUGUCUUGUACAAUACUAUCUGUGAACAAUGUAUAUUACUUUCUGUUUUUAUAUUGACUUGUAUUGAAUAUUUUAAAAAUGUUUAAUAUGUAACCAUUUUUAUUUAAGCAUUAAUGCCAAAAAUGUUCCAAACAAAAUUUUAAAAGGUUAGUUUUAAAUACAGAUAAAUUAUUUAAACAGUAUUUAAAAAUCAUAAAUUAUUUUAUAUAAGAAUUGAUAAUACUAUAUGAUACUUUUUUUUUAAAGGUUUCUUCAAAAGUCUCUUUCCAAUCUCUCUAGCUGCAGGAUGUAAUCUCAGUUCACCUGUGACAUUUCUGCUUUUCACUUUCUUUACCACGAAAAGAAGGUAAACCAACAUCCUGCAUUUUUUCCUUUUGUUAUGCUACUUUUUACAUCAAGUAAUAUUGCAUAGAGGGCAUUAGAAAGUGAUGUUAUAUCUGUCAGGUACCGAUUGUCAUAUAAGCAAUUCAGUACCUUUUCAGUCCAGUACAAAUAAAAGAUUUAGAUCAAGAUAA
Messenger RNA from Oxyura jamaicensis (ruddy duck), 5267 nucleotides. It is a transcript of the gene CHRNA7, whose product is annotated as CHRNA7 (exons 5-10) and FAM7A (exons A-E) fusion. Gene Ontology annotation, cellular component: synapse; neuron projection; postsynaptic membrane. The record is from RefSeq and is a predicted model, not a curated record. Bases 264 to 1772 code for a protein of 502 amino acids. Gene Ontology annotation, biological process: regulation of membrane potential; signal transduction; chemical synaptic transmission. The transcript is spliced from 10 exons. Lineage: Eukaryota; Metazoa; Chordata; Aves; Anseriformes; Anatidae. Gene Ontology annotation, molecular function: transmembrane signaling receptor activity; acetylcholine-gated monoatomic cation-selective channel activity.